Molecule: messenger RNA, 3506 nt
Organism: Linum trigynum
Lineage: Eukaryota; Viridiplantae; Streptophyta; Magnoliopsida; Malpighiales; Linaceae
Source: the annotation of a GenBank genome assembly
CCAUGUGGACCAUUUAGAUAUUUUAUGGUUUUAGUUGAUGCAUCAACUAGAUGGUCACAUGUGUGCUUACUAUCAACUCGCAACCUGGCGUUUGCUAGAUUACUUGCCCAAUUGAUACGACUACGAGCACAUUUUCCUGAUUUUCCAAUCAAGAAAAUACGUCUAGAUAAUGCUGGUGAAUUUACUUCACAAACUUUCAAUGACUAUUGUAUGUCCACUGGCAUUGAUGUUGAACAUCCUGUAGCACAUGUUCAUACACAAAAUGGCCUUGCAGAAUCAUUUAUUAAGCGUUUGCAACUUAUUGCAAGACCAUUGCUUAUGAAAACAAGCUUGCCAAUUUCUUGUUGGGGACAUGCUAUAUUGCAUGCAGCAACAUUAAUUCGCAUAAGGCCAACAAGUUAUCAUGAAAUUUCCCCCUUGCAAAUGGUUUUUGGUCAGGAACCUAAUAUUUCCCAUCUAAAAAUAUUUGGGUGUGCCGUCUACAUCCCUAUUGCUCCACCACAGCGUGUUAAGAUGGGUCCUCAAAGGAGGUUGGGAAUUUAUGUUGGAUAUGAGUCCCCGUCAAUCAUAAAAUACUUAGAACCCUUGACGGGAGAUUUAUUCACUGCUCGUUUUGCUGAUUGUCAUUUUGACGAAUCAACAUUAGGGGGUGAGAGCAAACAGCUGGGAAAAGAUAUUUGUUGGAAUGAAUUAUCAUUAUCUCACCUUGAUCCUCGUACUAGACAAUGUGAACUGGAAGUUCAAAAGAUAAUUCAUUUACAAGGUUUAGCAAACCAACUGCCGGAUUCUUUUACUGACCAGAAGAGAGUGACAAAGUCACACAUACCAGCUGUAAAUGCUCCAGUGAAAGUUGAUGUCCCUGUUGGACAAUCUGAAAUUGCAAAUGAAUCUAAACCACGAAUGAAGCGUGGUAGACCAGUAGGUUCCAAGGAUAAAAAUCCUCGAAAAAGAAAAGGAGCUAUGAAUCAAGUUGGUCAAAUUGAGGAUAUGAAAGGUCAAGAAAAGUCCCCAAGCAUAACUAAGAUUGUAGUUCCCGAAGAACAUCAGGUACCUGAAAGUUUUGAUAAUGAAGAGAUCUCAAUCAAUUAUGUCUUGGAUGGAAAAUGUUGGAACCGAAGUAAAAUAAUCGUCGACGAUGUUUUUGCUUACGCUGCAGCUUUGAGUGUGAUGAAUGAAAAUGAGGAUCAUGAACCAAGAUCUAUUGAUGAAUGCAAGUCAAGAGAUGAUUGGCCAAAGUGGAAAGAGGCCAUUGAGGCAGAAUUAAACUCGCUUUCAAAGCGAAAGGUUUUUGGACCGGUAGUCCUUACACCAGAAAACGUAAAGCCAGUGGGAUACAAAUGGGUUUUUAUGCGGAAACGAAAUGAAAAGGGUGAAGUCGUGAGAUAUAAAGCACGUCUUGUCGCACAAGGAUUCUCACAGAGACCUGGCAUUGAUUAUGAGGAGACAUACUCCCCUGUGGUGGAUGCAACUAUGUUUCGAUACUUGAUUAGUCUAGCAGUUCGAGAAGGACUAGAUCUGCGUCUAAUGGAUGUUGUGACAGCCUAUUUGUAUGGAUCACUUGAGAAUGAUAUAUAUAUAUGAAACUCCCUGAAGGAUUCACUUUGCCAGAAGCGAACAAAACACAUUCUCGAGAAAAUUUUUCUAUCAAAUUGAACAAAUCCUUGUAUGGAUUGAAACAAUCUGGACGAAUGUGGUACAAUCGUCUCAGUGAAUAUUUGAUGAAAGAAGGAUACACGAAUGACCCUAUUUGUCCAUGUGUUUUUCUAAAGAAAUCGGGUAGUGAGUUUGUUAUAAUAUCAGUUUAUGUUGAUGACAUAAACAUCAUUGGAACUCCCGAAGAGCUUCCAAAAGCAGUUGAUUGCUUGAAGAAAGAGUUUGAAAUGAAAGAUUUAGGAAGAACAAAGUUUUGUCUUGGAUUACAGAUUGAACAUUUGAAGGAUGGUAUUUUUGUGCAUCAAGAAGGAUAUGUUGAAAAAGUGCUUAAGCGAUUUUAUAUGGACAAAUCACACCCGUUGAGUAAUCCAAUGGUUGUAAGAUCACUUGAUGUGAAAAGAGAUCCAUUUAGACCUCGAGAAAGUGAUGAAGAUCUGCUUGGCCCUGAAGUGCCAUAUCUUAGUGCAAUAGGAGCAUUAAUGUAUCUAGCCAGUCACACACGACCCGAUAUAUCGUUUGCUGUGAAUAUAUUGGCAAGAUAUAGCUCUUCUCCCACUAAAAGACAUUGGAAUGGAGUUAAACAUUUACUCCGUUACCUUCGAGGAACGACUGAUAUGGGCUUGUUCUAUUCGAGUGCAUCGAAGAUGGAUUUAGUGGGAUAUGCAGAUGCAGGAUAUCUCUCAGAUCCCCACAAUGGUAGAUCUCAGACAGGAUAUUUGUUCACUUGUGGUGGUACAGCUAUUUCGUGGCGAUCCACAAAACAAACUAUAACAGCCACAUCAUCCAAUCAUGCUGAAAUCCUAGCAAUUCACGAGGCAAGUCGUGAAUGUGUUUGGUUAAGAUCUAUAAUUCGACACAUCAGAGAAUCGUGUGGACUAUCUCUAGGAAAAAUGAUCCCGACGAUCAUGUAUGAAGAUAAUGCAGCAUGCAUUGCUCAAUUAAAGGAAGGAUAUAUUAAAGGAGAUAGAACAAAACAUAUUCCACCCAAGUUCUUUUUCACUCAUGAUCUUCAAAAGAGUGGUGAAAUAAUUGUUCAAAAAGUUCGUUCAAGUGAGAAUCUAGCAGAUUUAUUCACCAAGUCACUCCCGACGACAAUCUUUGUAAAGCUUGUUCGUGAAAUUGGAGUUCGACGACUCAAAGACUUGAGCUGAUGUGGUCAUGAGGGGGAGCAUAUACGCGCUGCACUCUUUUUCCCUUAACCAUGGUUUUUCCCACUGGGUUUUCCUGGUAAGGUUUUUAAUGAGGCAGCAUGAGAUAGCGUAAUAAUGCAAUCUAGUGGUCAUCCAAGGGGGAGUAUUAUGUAAAUAUUAAUAUAUGGAUGAUCAAUGGCCUACCACAUUAGAUGCUCACUUGGGAGUUACAUGUAACUCCCAUUCCUAUAUUAUUAUCUCUAAUUUAUAUGCAUUGAUGUAAGGGUGUAGUGGUUACCAAAUGGGGCCUAUAAAUAGAGCACACUAUUGUAUCACAAAUGGAGUAUGAAUAAGAAGAACUAUUCCCCUCACUUCUUUUGUGUCUUUCCUCCUCCAAUCCUCUCUUGUAGUUGCUUACAUUUCCAUUAGUUUUAUAACACUACCAAUUUAAUAAGCUUUUUUACUUAAUCUUUGAGGUUCAUGAAAUCAAAACGGGAUCACUUUAUAUUUGGUUUGAUUCGAUUCAAUCCAAAUUCCAAAUAUUGAAUGAAUCCUAUUUAAUGUUAUAUGAAAUAACCGAUAACCGAUUGGUCGGCUAUUUAAGAAAUUAUGAACCAAACCGUUGCCCAAGGCUUUCCACUAGCUGUUCCCCUAACUCAUACAUUUAAGAGUGAAAAAGCAAAGAUAUGAAAGAAAGUUCUGAAAUGAAAAUUUGAGUUGCCU